UACUGCUGAUUUCAAUGUGUUUCGCCCAAGGUUCAAUAUAGCAGCAAAACAGACAUAUCAGAAACAGGGCAUCCAGUCCAAAAUUUUUUGUUAUCAUUCUAAAUAACGGGAAUUUGGCACCUUAUACUUCUAUUAAGAAUGCAUUUUGUGUCCGCCCUGUUAGUUGUGGCUGCUUUUGGGCAUUUUUUUUGUAUCGAAGCCCAACAAUACCUCUGCAACGGAGUUUAUUACACCUAUCCUUUUGCCGGUUGCACAUACAACACCUUUAAUGCCGCUCAAACGCAGUAUUUAUGCAAUGGUUUCUAUUACACUUAUCCAUAUCCGGGGUGUACUUACAAUAAUCUCGCUAAUGCGGCUGCUAACACGGGAGUAGUAUCCAACAAUAACAAUUAUCGUUGUAAUGGAGUCGUUUAUAACUUUGCUUUUGGAGGAUGCACUUAUCCCGCUGCCCCGACUAAUGGGAUUUUCGAAGGAACGGUACUACCUCCCGCGACUACCGCUCCUCCGAUUCAAUAUUCGUGUAACGGAGUGCUCUACACUUUCGCUUUUUCUGGAUGUACAUACUCAAAUCCGGUAAACGGUAUUGCCACCGGGACUCCUGUUGCAGCAGUCGCGAACACCGCCGCUGCCAGUUCCUACCUAUGCAACGGUGUCUAUUACACCUAUCCCUAUCCUGGAUGCACUUACGGCAAUAAUUUCAAUACUGGAUCCAGAUAUCUAUGCAAUGGUGUUUAUUAUACUUAUCCAUAUCCCGGUUGUACCUACGGUUAGGUGCUGUUUCAAGCACGCCUUGAAACGCAACUGGAUGAAUCACUUCAGUAAUUUUUGUGUUUCCCAUAUAAAAUGUCACAUUUCUUUUAAAAUUACUACCCGCAUACGAAUCACGUGACAAUCUAAACAAAGAGAACAAGCUUUUCAUUCAGCAACAGACAUUAUAAACAGUAAAAUGCGGCCAACCGGCUUCAGCCAACUUUGAA
This is a messenger RNA of Paramacrobiotus metropolitanus, 977 nucleotides long. RefSeq lists its product as uncharacterized. Bases 139 to 771 code for a protein of 210 amino acids. The record is from RefSeq and is a predicted model, not a curated record. Lineage: Eukaryota; Metazoa; Tardigrada; Eutardigrada; Parachela; Macrobiotidae. The transcript is spliced from 3 exons.